GCGAGAUGGCGUUCCAGGGAACAGCCCUCUCCCUCCUCCUCAUGAUUGCCUCCACGUCCGCCCAGAUGGCAGUCCUACGGUAUGGAACCGAGUGCCCUGACCCACCCGUCCAACAGAACUUUGACAUUAUCAGGUACAUGGGCAAGUGGUUUGAGUACGAGCGGUUCCCCAACUUUUUUCAAGUGGGCACCCGCUGUGUGAUGGCCAACUACACCCUGCAAGAGAACGCCAAAGUCAAGGUCGUGAAUGCCGCGAUAGAGAAAUACAGCGUUGACUCAAGCGCCUGUCCAUGGUAUAGAGACAGAAUAGCUGUUGGAAGUGCUGAGGCCGCCGAUCCCGCAGAGCCUGCUAAACUAGGAGUGCGUUUCAACGAGAAUGCUCCCGCAGGCAAAUACUGGGUCAUCGAGACCGACUAUGACAACUACUCUGUGGUGUACAGCUGCAGCCCGAUGUCGUCCAUGAUGCAAGUUUUCGUCGAGACGGGCUGGGUGUUGACCAGAAGGAAGGCUGAGGCUCCUGCCAAUCUGGACGAAAUUCACGAGCGCCUUUCUCAGGUAGGCAUUGACCCCAGCAACUUUCAGCUGUCGGACCACGAGAGCUGCCCAGACUGGCCGACGGACGACUAAAGUGCUGUUCCCAGGUUUUGCUAAUCUUCUUCCCUUUCUACUUCUGACGUCUAGAAAAAAAAAUCCGAAACAGAGAUAGGUGAACAUGUAAGCCUUAUAGUGUUUAUGAACCGCUCGUCUUUAGGAAUAAAUUCCAUCACUUGGUUCCCUUCCAAGGACCCAAUUUUUCAAAUGUGUAAAGAACUAUGACAUAGAAAAUGAGCAUUCUAUACGACUAAGCUGUAUUCUUGACACUUGUUAAAGCAUCUGAUCUGUUGACUUUCAGUGAGAUUGUAUGCAUGAAAAUAAAAAUAUUGUGAACACAAUG
Molecule: messenger RNA, 933 nt
Organism: Aplysia californica (California sea hare)
Lineage: Eukaryota; Metazoa; Mollusca; Gastropoda; Aplysiida; Aplysiidae
Product: apolipoprotein D
Molecular function (GO): pigment binding
Source: RefSeq, a predicted model, not a curated record